This is a messenger RNA of Oncorhynchus masou masou (cherry salmon), 2272 nucleotides long. Its product is annotated as intraflagellar transport protein 56-like. The record is from RefSeq and is a predicted model, not a curated record. Lineage: Eukaryota; Metazoa; Chordata; Actinopteri; Salmoniformes; Salmonidae. Gene Ontology annotation, molecular function: intraciliary transport particle B binding; protein binding. Gene Ontology annotation, biological process: intraciliary transport involved in cilium assembly; intraciliary anterograde transport. The coding region runs from base 352 to 2052 and encodes 566 amino acids. Gene Ontology annotation, cellular component: intraciliary transport particle B; ciliary basal body; ciliary base. The transcript is spliced from 19 exons.
CCUCAUCUGCUGUGAUGAUGAAUGGAUGUGAGACUUUAUGUCCACUUAUAAGACAAGCGUGUGCAAUAGUGUUAGCAGUAUAAACCUUAAUGUUUUUUGGCAUACUCGCCAUGCGUCUAUAAUUCACUUUCUACAACUCCAGCUCUUAACACAGUGAUAAACCAGUAUGCUCGGGAGGGGAAAAGACUGGUGGGGACGUUGCUUGGCGACAAGAGCUCCCAUGUUUGUCAACAGCUAUCUGUUACACUAGCUAGCUGGGUUAGCACAUAUUUCUUGAUUAGAAAAACAUGUAUCUUGUCUGAUUAUCUGAGCGCUGUUACUGCGCUUUCGUGACGACUAACUCCACUGGCCAUGAUUCUGUCCAGAGUAAAGCCAGCAGCUGUUGGUGGGGAGAUCCCAGUAAAUAAGAAGACAAAAGAAAAAAAGCCACCGCUUGUCGAGGACUUCCUAGUUCAAAGAGACUAUCUGGGGGCCAUUACAUUGUUGGAGUUUCAGCGCAAUGUUGGCGAGCGAGGGGAGGAUGCAGACCUGUGGUUGGCCUACUGUGCUUUCCACCUUGGUGACUACAAGAGAGCCAUGGAGGAAUACAAGGCCCUGACAGACAAACCAGACUGCCGCCCGGAUGUGUGGGUCUACCUGGCCUGUACUCUCUUCUUCCUGGGGCUUUACAAAGAAGCAGAGGAGGCUUCACGCAAGGCCCCUAAAUGCCAGCUGCAGAAUCGAGUACUGUUCCAUUUGGCUCACAAGUUCAAUGAUGAGAAGCAGCUGAUGGGUUUCCACCAGGAGUUGGAGGAUGUGACAGAGGACCAGCUCAGCCUGGCCUCCAUCCACUACAUGCGCUCCCACUACCAGGAGGCCAUCGACAUCUACAAACGUAUCCUGCUGCAGAACAGAGACUUCCUGGCCCUGAAUGUGUAUGUGGCUCUGUGCUACUACAAGCUGGACUACUACGAUGUGUCCCAGGAGGUGCUGGCUGUUUACCUGCAGAGCGUCCCAGACUCCACCAUCGCUCUCAACCUCAAGGCCUGCAACCACUUCAGGCUCUACAACGGAAAAGCAGCAGAGACUGAGCUGGAAAACCUGAUAGAUAUCUCCUCCAGCUCCUUUGAGUUUGCCAAGGAGUUAAUCCGACACAACCUGGUGGUGUUUCGUAGUGGGGAGGGGGCCCUGCAAGUGCUGCCUGCACUGAUUGAUGUCAUUACUGAGGCUCGUCUCAAUCUGGUCAUCUACUACCUCAGACAAGAUGAUGUCCAGGAGUCCUACCAGCUCAUCAAAGACUUAGAACCCACCACACCACAGGUUCAGGGCAGUGUUAGUCUUAAUGUACAUCAGCGUACAGAGUACAUCUUGAAGGGGGUUGUGAAUGCUGCACUCGGACAGGAGAUGGGGUCGAGAGAUCAUUUGAAGAUUGCUCAGCAGUUUUUCCAGCUGGUUGGUGGCUCAGCUAGCGAAUGUGACACCAUCCCUGGCAGACAGUGCAUGGCUUCUUGUUUCUUUCUGCUCAGGCAGUUUGAGGAUGUGCUCAUCUACCUCAAUUCUGUCAAGAGUUACUUCUACAACGAUGAUGCCUUCAACUUCAACUAUGCACAGGCCAAAGCUGCUGUUGGCAACUACAGGGAGGCAGAAGAGAUCUUCCUGUUGAUUCAAAAUGACAAGAACAAGAGUGACUAUGUGUACCUGAGCUGGCUGGCACGCUGCUACAUUAUGAACCAGAAGGCCCGUCUGGCCUGGGAGCUCUACAUGAAGAUGGAGACCUCAGCAGAGUCCUUCAGCCUCCUGCAGCUCAUUGCCAAUGAUUGCUACAAGAUGGGCCAGUUCUACUACUCAGCAAAGGCAUUUGAUAUCUUGGAGAGAUUGGACCCCAACCCUGAGUACUGGGAGGGCAAAAGGGGAGCCUGUGUGGGUAUCUUUCAGCUAAUUUUGGCAAGCAGAGAACCCAGGGAGGCUUUGAGGGAAGUGCUGCCCUUGCUGAGGAACACUGGGAAUCCUCAGGUGGAAUACAUCAUCAGGAUUCUGAAGAAAUGGGCCAAGGACAACAGGGUUUCUCUGUGAUGUUAUGAUUCCUUAUGUAAGAAUGCAUAGCCUAUAUGAAGAAAAGGGUCCUUUGGGCAAACUGACAGUCAAAUGCAAAACUUCACCAUAAGUGCCAGUUUGUUCAUUAUUCAUUAAUCUCUUUCCUGUUUGUUAUUUUGCUAGUACAUUGUAUUGGUGUCGAUUUUAUGCACAUUUAUUCUGUACAUACUUUCCUAUGUGUAUAAAUAUUUAAAUCUUA